Alternaria ventricosa is the source of this 1692-nucleotide messenger RNA. RefSeq lists its product as uncharacterized. Gene Ontology annotation, cellular component: cytoplasm. The transcript has 3 exons. The record is from RefSeq and is a predicted model, not a curated record. The coding region runs from base 1 to 1692 and encodes 563 amino acids. Lineage: Eukaryota; Fungi; Ascomycota; Dothideomycetes; Pleosporales; Pleosporaceae. Gene Ontology annotation, biological process: negative regulation of transcription by RNA polymerase II; regulation of nitrogen utilization; mitochondria-nucleus signaling pathway.
AUGCCUCUCCGCGCCGAACGGCCCAUAGUGCGUGUCGAGCACAGCUCCAUGCGCACCAUCGAAACCCGCAGCACCGAGAACCUGUUCGGCCUCUGGUCUGUAUUUGCACGAUGCUCGCCUGCCAUGGAAGACGGCAAACGCUACGAGAACAUGGCCUGGCGGUUGUGGUCCCGCGAGACCUUCUGCUGCCAGCCAGACCCCGUGGCUGCUCCCCAGUGGACCUUCCAGCGCCAGUUGUCGGCUAGCGCCGCGGACAUGCCCGCGCUGUCUACCAGCGUCGCCUCCGACGACUCCAAUGUGGAAAGCGCCAUCAUCACCACUUCCCGCUCUGACCUCACGGCCGACCGCCCCGACCUGCGCCGCCACGACUCUGCCACCAGCCAGGCCCGCGGCAAGCACAUGACGCCCAUCGGUCUCGAGAAGGUCGUCAACUCGAUCCAAGAGAAGAAGUUCAUUGAGCCGCUCUCACCUCUGCCCGCACAGCUUGCCCCGCCCGUACCCGAGCAGAAGCCCGCCCAACACAACACCUCGCCGCCCACCACCGCCCGCCCCAUCCCCGAAGCCUCGACUUCCACUGUAGCCACUACGGUGAACAGCGACAUCAUGAGCCCCGCCGUCAGCUCCGAAGCGAGCACCUCCACCGACGUGAGCGAGCACAGCGUCGUUCGCGGCUUCGAGCCCGGCCACAUCUCCACCUCGGUACGGUCCACCACCAACCUGAACCCCACUCCCAUCCUCAAGAAGACCUCCAGCUUUGUCACCAAGCCGCUACCUGCCAAGGCCGACUUGAGCAAGAAGAAGCAGCCCAUGUUCACUCUGGGUGGCUCCUCAGAAGAGGAGAACGGCAGCUCCUUCGAGGCCUACUCUCUCCAGCGCAGCUCCCUCUCCCAGCAGCUGCGCAACGCCGCUCCCAUGCGCAAGACGACCUCGUUCAAGAACGAGGUCAGCACCCGCACCUUCCACGACGUCUCCGAGAGCAGCGAGGCGGCCAUUGAGACCGACAGCGAGGACGACGUCGACGAGAGCGCCAUCGAGGACGAAGACUCUGACGAAGACGAGUGGGAAGACGAUGACAACGAGGAGAGCGGUCCCCCCAGCGUUGCUGAGCACCGUCCCUUGUUCUCGCGCGUCGACUCACAGGCCAACCUCACUUCCCGCCGUUCCCUACUCACCACCGCGCUCCACCAAGGUGACCGCGCAUCAGCUCUUCAGAACGAAGCAUCGCGAUCAUCGCCUGCUAUCCGACGCUCCCGCACCAACGCACCCAACGGUCCAUCGACCGGCAACUCUCCCCACGAGGACAAGGGUCUGAUGAUGCGCGAGCCGGCUUCCCGCCCAAAGCCCAUCAUCAUGACCACCUCCAACGUCCACCCACCCGCCAUGUCCCCAAAGACAUGUCGUCGCAACAUGCUGACUUCUGAGCUCACUGGAUCACUCCGUCAGAACCUGCUGUGGGAGAGGCAACAAAAGAACGCUACAACCAACGCUGUAGCAAAGCGCGCUCAGAGCGCAGUCAACCUACCAGCCCUACGCCGGGCCAUGACCACCGGGGACGUAAAAGGCCUCAACACCAACGAGCAACAAGCUCAAAUUAGAUCCACCACCUUCCGGGACGACAACAAGCCCGACAGCUCAUACAACCAAUUCUUCGACGGCGGCGACGCCCAGGAGUACCACCGCUCCGGAUGGUAG